Messenger RNA from Cercocebus atys (sooty mangabey), 6742 nucleotides. It is a transcript of the gene BBIP1, whose product is annotated as BBSome interacting protein 1. Gene Ontology annotation, biological process: receptor localization to non-motile cilium; cilium assembly. The transcript is spliced from 5 exons. The coding region runs from base 4628 to 5128 and encodes 166 amino acids. Gene Ontology annotation, cellular component: BBSome. The record is from RefSeq and is a predicted model, not a curated record. NCBI's taxonomy places the organism in Eukaryota, Metazoa, Chordata, Mammalia, Primates, Cercopithecidae.
CGAUCCACCCGCCUCAGCCUCUCAAAGUGCAGGGAUUACAGGUGUAAGCCACCACGCCCAGCCUUAAGUAUGAUUUUGAAACAUUAUCAUUAUCCAAGUUCUAAACCUGGGAAUUAUUACCCACGUUACACUGAUAUAUUCUCCUUGUAUUUAAUUAAAAUAUUAAUGAAAAAUAAGUGAAAAUGUUUCCCUUCUUUUCACAGGUGUUGAAGGUAAAGUUUUAAUAGUAUGGUCAACAUUAAUACAGAUCUGCAGUUCAAAGCCCAAAUAAAAUUAGGAACAUAAGAAAUAUUACUAUUAACAAUAAUAUAAGCUGUAACCGAAGCUUAUAUUACCAUGUAACCUAAUAUUACUGUAUAACCAAUAUUAUUAUUAGAAUCCAAACUGUUAUUCUUCUCUAAUUGUCCAAAUGGACCUAAACAUAUCUAACCUUUGUGCUUUUACUACCCUCCUCUAUCCUACUUAUUCCUCAAGUGUUUGUUGCAGUCCUGUCCUCCAGUAGGCAUUGCCAGUUAUAUGUGCAGUCUGAGUCUUAACUCAUCUGAGUUUGCCAGUGUAUACUGCUGUUAAAAGCAUGUGUCACAUUGUUUAACAAUUAACUAUUGACUUGUUCAGUUCAUGCAACAAACUCUGAACUUACUGAAAGAAGGAAACAUAUUUAUCUCUGUAUCCAGAGAGCCUGGGACACACAUGGCAUUCAGCAGAAGUUCCAUGACAUUGGUGAAUGUGAAACUGUAGUUACUGAGAAAUAUUUACAGAACAAAAUUGAAAAGUUAAAGACUAUUUGCAAGACUGAGAAAGUACUGAAAGCAGGAAGAAGUGUUAUACAACACAAAACUGGAAACUGAAAAAAACAAAUUUAACUGAUCAAAUUAACUCCAAGUUGUAGAAAUUAUGUGUCAGAACAGGCAAUUUCCACUUUACCUCCAAGACAUUAGAAAAACUAAAAGAAAAGAUUUAUCUUUGUCAGCUGUAAAAUUACUUAAAAUUACAGGAAUUUUAAAUAAUAAUUGAGGGCAAAUAAAGUAUUUAAACAUUAGAAGUCUUCCUAGUGCUAUAAACAAAAGAUAGUCAUGCAGAAAUAAUUUAUAAAAAUAUUUCAGGUUCAUUUCACACAGAGACCAAUUAUACCCUUUUUAAAGGUCUCCUGUAAUGUUUUAGCUACAAGCAGUAUGUUCACUCUUAUAAAUGAAUCCUUAGCUUUUAGAGCAUGUACUACUUUUUGCAGUUCUGACCUUUAGAGAAGUUGGAAUGAGAUAUACAGUGUGAAAAUGAAUUAGUGUUCUUUUAAGGCUUGAUAAUGGGAACUGCAUGCUUUCUCAAGAAGUACAUAUGCUACCAUCAUCUCAAAAGCUUAAGGAUCCUUUUGUGUGUAUAAACUUUGCUUUGUGUGUAUAAACUUUGGUAAUCAGAAUAUCCUUUUGUGUGUAUAAAUUUUGCUUUGCUGAAUUAAAGAUGCUGUGUUAAAAAGUUGAGACCCGGGGGAAAAUACCAAACAAAACCAGAAUGAACACUGAUUUAUAUUAAAAUAAUUCAAUUACAUAUUUUAGAACAUAAAAGUUUCUCAGACUUAUAUAUGUAUGUUUCAACCUGCAAUAACAAACACUUUUAAAAACACUCUAUAAUAUAUGAAGUUCAAGCAUACCACAGGUCAUCUGUAAUUUAGAAAUUAUUCAGAUUUUAAAAGUCAGUUUAGACAGUCAGAAAACAUAAAAAUUUACUAUAUUAAGAGAAAAUAUUUCAAAAAAGAUCUACAGGGCAUGACUUUGAUGCAGUGUAACAAGUAAAUGAAACAAAAUUCAGAAGGCCAAGCAGUUAAAAUAGGGGAUUACAAGAAUAGCAGAUGAUGAUAUAUGUCCAUAAAUUAGUCUAAGAUUCAGCCAACUUAUAUGUCUAAUGCAUAACCUAUAAAGCAUGAAAUAAAGGUCUACCAACAAGCAAAAAUACCAACUCACUCACUAUUUGAAGUACUCAUUUAUCACAUAAAAGUACUUAAUGUAUAAUUCUACUUCUAAAUUACAGUUUCCAUCUAUUCAUCUAUAGCAAAAUGCCAAUCCCUACUAAUCUUAAGAAAUGUCAAAAUAUCCAAUUUAUAUUUAAAUUUCCUCUAUCAAUUGAUAUUUUAUAAACAAGUAGCAGAAUUCUCCCAAGUCCAAGCUACAAAUCUCAGAACUCACUGAAGGAUUUGUGAGUUAACUUGUUUUGUUGUUAUUGUUUGGGGUUUUUUUAAAUCUUAUUUUGUUAUCAGCAUAAAUCUUAUGCUUUUCCAAACAUGAAAGAUACAUGAAUGAUAUAGUAAACCAAAUUCUAAAGAUAUAUUUCACUUAAUCUUCAGCCUCCAAAAAUAUGCAUCCUUAUAUCUACAUAUAGAGUUUAUAUCUUUUAGUCAAAACACAGAUUUUUGUAUUUAAAUAUUUUUACAAAAAAAUCAAAAUAUCUGAACAGUUUAAAGAACAGUCUUCCAGAAAUAUUAAAUUAUACAACAAAUAUUGAAAAUGAGUAUUUUUAAGGCAAAUAUGACUAUAAUUUAUCCACCUGUAUAAUAAAGAAUUUCAGCUUUAUUCACUCAUCCUCCAUAAUUCAUACAGGUAAGUCAAAGUAAUAACUAUACCAACCACUAUUCGGAAACCAUCUUUGGAAAUAUUCCACAUACAAUUCCAGUUUAUGUCUUUCUGAUGUGGAGAGAGAAAAGUCAUUCUUCCCUGACCCAAGUCACAGAAAAAAACAGUAUCAUUUUAAAAGCCUAAUUCCAGCCAGUAUGACAUAGGAAUUUGUAAUUUUCAUGUUUCUAUUUAAACAUGAAAUGUUUCAAAUUUCCAACUGGCUUGUAGUUCACAAGUUGAUGCAUGACCUUUACUUGCUACAACUACCAGAAAAACAGCUCUGAUGAUGUUUUUCUGAUCUUUCUGAUGAACUUUCUGAAUACGGUAGUUUAAAAACUAAAAAAAAGAUCUAGCUGCAAACUACUAAUGUAUAUUUUAAUAUCACUCUUUAAUCCAUAAUAAUUUAUGAGAAAAUUUUUAAACUUAAAAAUUAUAUUAAUAGUGAGUAAUCAGAAAUGUCAACUUUUAAUGUAGCUGUUUCUUCAAAAACUGAAGGGGGAAUGUGGGGAUGGUUAACGGAUAUAAAAGACACAAAGAAUACGAUCUAGUAUUUGAUAGCACAACAGGGUGACCAUGCUCAAUAUAUUUAAUUGUACAUUUUAAAAUAACUAAGAGUAUAAUUGGAUAUUUGCAUCACAAAGGGUAGAUGCUUGAGAUGAUGGGAUACCUCAUUUACUCUAAUGUGAUUAUGCAUUGUAUGCCUGUAUCAAAAUAUCUCAUAUAACCCAUAAACACCUACUAUGUACCCAUAAAAAUUAAAAACUAAAAAUAAAACUGAACAAGCACCUUGGGAAAAUGCCAUACCCUUAAAGACAUGUCCAUAAUUUGAAACUGGGAUUUCAAUAUUGUUUUAAAUGUUGGCUUUAUAUUAAAUUUCAGCCAUUUGAAAGUUACAAAUCUUAGACAAAGCUUUUAUUUAGUUUUGUCUUUAUUUCUGUCUAUUUUUCAAAUGGGUAUUUAUAAUUACAUAAAAAGUUUACAGUAUACUUUAUGUCCAAAUAGAUAAAAGGUUUAUCAUACUCAAUUUAAGUUUCAUAUGAGAAUGGUCAUUUGCAUGCUUUAUUCCUAAAAUUCUUUUCACUGUCACAUAGCAAAACAUCAACACUUGAUAAAUUCAAAUUAUAAAUAUAACCUUACUGAAUGUUACAAAUUGGAUGACAUAGCUAAGUCUCUUCAAGUACACAGUAACAGUUCUACAGCCCAUGGCAUGGAGGAUGAGAGUAAAGAUUAGUAAGUACACUAAUAAACUGAGGUCUUUAAAAUUAAAACUAGUUUUCAGUUUUUGCUGCAUUUAGUUACAAAAAACACUUGGUUACACAAGUGUACCUUAGGAUUCUGAAAAACAUAACAAAAAGCUUUUGAUAUAGUAGUCCCUCUUGACAAGAAACUAGACGCACUCGGUAUCGACGAAAAGUAUACGAAAUGACACAGGUGUAAGCCUAGACACUGCUGGUAGUUAUCACGCUGGAGGCAAAUACUAUACAGUCCACAUUUGCAACCUAAUUUUGCUUCAGCAUCCCCAGAGACUUCGAAAAUAUUUCUUUGGGUAGGUUGCAAAACAGUGCUUCCUCUUUUAUUCUCAUCACCCCCAUUAGGAUACAAAGCAACAGACAAGAAAAUCAAACAGCCAACUAUAAGGGCUUAAACACACACACAAAGCAUCUUCUUUCUAGCUCCCGAAUCGGUAUUUAUCCCACCUGUUUGUAAAUCCAUAAUUCCACAAUAACACAAACUGCCUGCUGAAAGAAAGGAGGGAAGAAGAGAAAAACAAAGAAAGAGGAAAACGAAAGAAAAGAAAUAAAGAGAAAGAAAGGCAAAUUAAUGCUUUGGAGUCACUACUCUUCCACCUAGGCAUGGGGGGAGGGGGAUGGUACAAAAACAAUGGAUAUUGAGGGGCUGGGGGAAAAAAUCGUCCUGCCCCGAAGCCUCUUGUGUUAUAAGCCUGGGGCAGUCGGGGGAGAGUGAGACUACUUUUCCUCUCUCCCUAAAAGCUGUGCUAUCACGGGGAGAGGUUGCCAUCCGGCAUGUUCUACGAGGCGGUCUCGAAGGGCUACAACUCGCUUCGCCAGGCAACACACCCAGAGCCGAUCCAGCACUCCACUCAAAGGGUUUUCAGGGAGAGGAGAACGGGAAAGCAAGUCUCACCGUUACCCGGGGCAACAGCUGAGCCGUCUGGGAAGGGAUGCAUCUUUUCUUCUGUAUGCUUGAGUCAAGAACUCUCAGUCAUCUUGGUAAUACCGGGUUGGAUGCUUAAAGCUGCAGCAAAAAGACCAGAACUUUCAGGAAAAAAUACUGUAUCCAACAACUCAGAUAUGGCAGAAUUGAAGUCAAUGUUCCGGGAAGUUCUUCCAAAACAAGGGCCAUUGUUUGUGGAAGAUAUAACCACAAUGGUGCUGUGUAAACCCAAACUUUUACCCUUAAAAUCUCUGACUCUGGAAAAACUAGAGAAAAUGCAUCAAGCAGCACAGAAUACAAUUCGCCAACAAGAAAUGGCAGAAAAGGAUCAACAGCAAAUAACCCACUGAAUAACUGAGCACUUUAGGGAACAACCUACAUUAUCUACUAUUUAACAAUAACUAGAAAAUAUGCUCUUCUGUGUGCUGAAAGUAGUAUGUGUUAAUACUAUCAAUAAAAUUGAGAGUAUUCAUAUAAAUACAAAAAUAUCCAAGAUUGAUGGAAUUUGUAUUAUGAAUAUAAACACACUGGUUUGUAUUGAACAUAAACAGUUGAACUAUGAACCAAGUGUUAUGGGGUUUAAAAGUCAUGUUUUUAGAAUUGCAAAUUACAUUAUUUGUUCACCAUUGCUAUUGCUAUCUUUUAUAGGUAACUUGCUUGGGAUCUCUUAUAGAUAACAUUCUUGGGCACAAGGGACUAAAUACAACUUUUAUAUACAGAGGAUCUUUAUGUUUAUUAAAUCUGAAGAUACAUUCCAAUCUUGCAUAAAGUGUUCAAUGAGCUUUUACAUUACAUAAAAAACAAAAUUUUUAAACCAAUUUUAUGUGCUGUGUCACGUUUAAUGCUAUCUUGUGUGACCAGAUCCUACCAGUAAUAACAAAACUGUCUUAAACCUCUUUUUUUUUUUAAGACAGAGUUUCGCUCUUGUUGCCCAAACAAGUGCAAUGGCACCAUCUCAGCUCACUGCAACCUCCGCCUCCUAGGUUCAAGCUGUUCUCCUGCCACAGCCUCCCAAGUAGCUGGGACUACAGGCAUGCACCACCACGCCUGGCUAAUUUUGUAUUUUUAGUAGAGAUGGGGUUUCUCCAUGUUGGUCAGGCUGGUCACAAACUCGCAACCUCAGGUGAUCUGCUCACCUUGGCCUCCCAAAGUGCUCGAAUUACAGGCGUGAGCCACCACGCCCCAGCCCUUAAAUCUCAUUUUUAAGAAACCCUCACCUAUUCUGUGGGCAGCUAACUUUUAAUUACAUUAAGGACUUGAGAAUAAAAUGACUGCAUUUAUCAUCCAAGUGUCAAACAAUAAAAAACCUAAAAAUGGUAACUGUAUUUAUAUAAGCCGAGGAAAUAUGGGCUUGGAUAAAACCCAUGAGGUAAAUAUGAACAUUAAACUUGGUUUUAAUUCUAACGGACUGUAUCUAAACCUGUAAUUAGUAUACUCCUAACAGUACCCUCAUAAAUUCUGAAUAUAAUUCUUGUUUGCUACAGUCAAUAUUUGGCAGUUUAAAUUAGCAUAGACCUUGAGGCCUUGCUGAGUUAUUAGGCUAUGUAAAAGAGGUUAAAAAUAUGAUAAUUCUGUGUUACUAAUUGGUAAUAUUUUCUCAUACAUUGGGUAAAUGUCAAGCUUUGAGUCUUCGGAGUAUAACUUUUUGUAACACUAGCCAUUAUUUGGUAACAGAAUUUAAGGAUGAUGGAAUGAUGGAAGGUAUAACAUAUUUCUAAAACUUAAUUAAGCUCUAGGUCAGAUAACAAUGGAGUAAAGUGAUACCUGCAUUUUUUUCCCCAGUGUAAUCUUAAUUUACUAUUGUACUUUUCACUUGAAAUUUUGUAGGGAAAAAGUUUUCAAGGAACACUAAGAUUAAAUUCACUAGGUUCAAAUAUGCUUCCUUAUGAGAUUUAAACUUUACUGUGUGAAAUUAAAGUUUAAGAGACCUAAAAUAAUGUACUCCCAAUAAAGAAUCAACACUG